CGUUUUAUAUUAUCAUAAUUCUACAACUAUAAUGGGCUCAGGACUGGGAAUUGAACAGCUUGAUUACUAUUCAUCCUUUAAGCUUUCAAUGAAGGAUGGCCUACAACAACUAACUGAUUCUGGUCUAGAAGUUCUACAGAUCCUACCACCUUCCACAAAAACCACAAAAACAAUAAUAGCUUCCUGCACAGUUAGCCCAGGUGCUACCAGUACUUGUGACGCUAACAACAAUAAAAUAACAAAAUCAAAAUCAAUUCAACUCAAAAGAUCAACCAUCUUUUUAUCUUCAUGCACAGAUACCCCUGAUUCCAAUUCCAAUUCCAAUUCCAAUUCCAAUUCCAAUCUACUUCUAGACUCAGACUCAGAUUAUCUUGCUUGCCAUUCUCGAUCUUACUCUCAUUCUCAUCACUACCAGGCCAGAUCUCUUAAUUUUCAAAACUCUGGCGACGACAUAUCUGCUUCACCUACUUCUACUCUCAGCGAAGCCAAUCUGGCAAUGGUGACAACAUUACUACCUAAUCAUCUGUCCAUCUCAAACUCCGUCUCAAAAAUACUCAACACCUACUCUGAUACCGUAAACUCUCAACAGGGAAUCAUCAUAGACCCAGAUGUCUCCACCUCUUCAAAAUACACCAUCAAGUCUGUUCGCAGCAUAUCAAUAAGCAGUCUUGUUUUCCUCACUUCUACAUCUUCAUCUGCAAACUCGAACCGUCUAAAAAAUAAUCUUGAUUUCAAUCUCAAAACCAAAAACUGCUGGCUCAAUUUUUACACUUUGUUUUUAACUUCCAUUCUCUUGCUCUCCAUUAUAUCCCUAUAAUUAUUUUAAUCAUCCAUUUUAGUCUUAUUUUCAUUUUGUAUUUCCCUUAUGGUCUCAUUUUCAAAUGCUGAUUCGCGCAUGUACACAUGCGCUUACAUAUGCAUACUCAUGCGUGUAUAAACAAUACGCACCAAAACUGUUUGCGCUCAUGGUUGCAUGCAAGCCCUCAUCUAUCAGUCAUGUGAUAUACCUCAGGGCUCUUUGCUAUAGGUAUCUUUUCUUUCUUCUUCAUCUUAGUUUCAAAUUCGCGACUGCUUUUCAUU
Ascoidea rubescens DSM 1968 is the source of this 1080-nucleotide messenger RNA. RefSeq lists its product as uncharacterized. Bases 32 to 817 code for a protein of 261 amino acids. The transcript has a single exon. The record is from RefSeq and is a predicted model, not a curated record. NCBI's taxonomy places the organism in Eukaryota, Fungi, Ascomycota, Saccharomycetes, Ascoideales, Ascoideaceae.